GCCGGGAGUUGUAGUCCAUACCUUAUUUGCGGUCCGCUGUGAAAGCUGUCCCACAACAUGGGUAGUUAAGGAGGAGGGGACAUGCAGGACUGAUUUACUUGGUUUAGGGCUUAUUUAGCUGGUGUGGAGUUUGUUUACCUGGCAUAUGCUGUCUUUACCUGUUUUAGGCCUCACUAACCCGGCCGGGGCUCUCAGUUUCGACACUUGCCUGGUGAGAAGUGACAGCACCUGUGUGAGGAAAAGAGUGGCCUGAGGGAGUUUACAGAUAAUGAAACCCCGUCACACAUCUUCCAAUGAAAUGGAGAAACCAACUGGUGGGAGAUCAGCAAAAAAUCCUUUAAAAUCCCAAAAUCAACAAGCGCCUUCUAGCAAAAAAAAGGGAGCAGAUGAACAAGGAAGAAAACAAGGUCAAAAAAGACAGCAGGUCCCUCAGACAGGCAAAAGGGAAGUUAAGGAUCUGAAGGACUAUUCCCCUGCAGGAAAAGAUGGUUCUUCAAAAAAGGUGAAGCUGUCCAGUGCUACAAUAAGAUCUUGGCAGCCUCUCUCAGAGAACAGUAGGCUGUUCCUGGAAAAUAUAGUGGAUUCAGUAGUACUAUCUGUUUUGUCCCAACAGAGAGAGGGAAAAGAUGAUGUUCAGAAGCACCUCAAUGUACUGAAAAACAGGGUGCUGAGAAGUUUCAAGACUUUAAACGUGCCUCCAGGGAAGCUGGGCAACCUGAAGAAUAUCCUGGGCCUUCAAAUGGCAGAGAAACAAAUGCUUGAGACAAAUGAGGAGUCUUUGGUACAACUGCAGGAAGAAAUAACUGAAGCAGAGAGAUCAGCAGAGCGCAUUGAGGAAAAUAUACAGCAGAUGCAGUACAAAAUCCAGGUGCUCAAGAACCAGUUAGAGAAAGAUGAAAAAGAUGCCAGGAAGGUAUUCCAGGAAAAUGGCAGUGGAGCACUCCAACUUCCAGAACUCCCCAAGUGCAGUUUGCAGGCACCUACUUUGCAGGAGGAAAUUUUGAAGGUAAAGAAUCAGAAGGGCCUUUUAAAGGAUCUGAAUGCUAUUCAGCAGUCAGCUGACUUGAAGAACUUGUUAACCCUUGUUGAAAAGACCUAUGAGAAGGUGGAUUUGCUGUGAGAACCCAAAAUGUGUGGAGUCUCCAUGCUGAGUUUGGAAUCUGCUUUCUUGCUAAUGGCCUUCCUGUUGUGACUGCUGAAUUUCUGUUAAAACAUUUUCUAUUAACACUCAUAUAUAAAUGUGUAGAUACAUUUUGGGACUCAAGUGAUUUAAGUCAUCUGUCAAGGUUUUUUGGGUUUUUUUUUUGACCUGUGAUGACUUCUAAUGAUGAUAUAUCCUGUCUUAGGAGAAGGGAGGGAAAUGGAUCCUGGGUUAUUUGGGUGUUUUUACAGAAUAAGGGAACUAUUCCAUUCUAUUUGCACUUCUUUAUCUGUAAAUCACUGAAGACCGUGUCUUCUGCAAAAGUAGUUUUUAUCUGGGAGUUAAAUCUGAAACAGGUAGUAAAAAUAAGCUUAUCUAAUACUCAGUUGUAAAUCCCCUGUUCAACCUUCUUACUAUUUUUUUAACAAAAACCCUCAAUUGAAGAAAAUUGAAUAAUUUUUAUCGAAUGUACAAAAUAGCUUUUACAUUUUCAUUACUUAAUACAAAAACUAACAUCAAACAACAUAAAGUACUUUCUCAGGUUAAAUUACCUGCUGAAAGAUAGCAGUGCUCUUUACACUGACUUGCUUAAUAAACUCUUUGUCUACUGUUUGCAAGCUGCUGCUACUCUUAAUGAGACAAAAGCUAAUUAUCUCUCUUCUAUGAGAGCUUGAAAGUCUCUCUGUAAGGAUCUCUGAGUCCAGCUCUCUACUCCUCAUAGGAUUACCUAACCCAUGUAGGAUCAGAAAAACCAGACUAAAUAUUUGCUUCAUGAUGAAUCACAGGAAAAGGAAUAUAAUUACUUAGAAGUAUUUUUCAGAUUUGUUACCACUUGGCAAGGGAAGCAGUUACUGAUAUAACCAUUACCCCAAAAGAAUUUCAUCCAGAGCAUGGGUUAAAGAUUUUCCUGCAUGCCAGGAAGAGGUUAAGUAAAGAUAUACUCCUUUGCUUUCAUUAAGGGUGAUUUACUCUGUAGGUUUUGAACUUCUUGAACCACAUAGAGACCUUUGCCUUUUUGAAAUUUUUUUUAUUUUGAAAAGAAAGUGUGGAGAAGGGCAGUGAGUAGGAGUCAGAUUCAGCUUCCACACAAGGAAGUUGAAAUAGUAACUGAAGAAUGAGCUUCUGCAUUACCGUGCUGAAUAGAUACAGAGGCAAGUUGUAAUUACUUUAAUUUAGUUUUUUUCCCUGAAACUGGUGAUUUAUGAUAGGCUGGCUGUGGAUGUUGUUACUUUUGGGUUAUCACGCAGACACAAACAGGGAGGGUAACAUGAACCAGGGCAUAAAUCCAGACAUUUAGGAGGUGGUCUUAUCUCGACAGUCGAUACUCUUGGACAAAGUUGCAGAAUUGGUUUUGAUGAGAUUUGAGGCCUCUUCCAGAAGGUUCACUGUUGAUCUGUGUGUGGAGCUAUGACCACAGCUCUGUGAUUUGACCAGGGAGCACCUGAAACUUCAAUUUCACAAACCUUGGCUUUAAGUAGGUAAGAUAUUUUCCUCUUUGUGUAUGCUUUAUGUACUGAGUUUAUCCAUUUAAGGAAUACUCAGGGAAAAUCUUAAAGAACUUCUGGAUUCAGAUCAAUUUGGCUUAAGGUUUUUCCUUAGAAGUGAUCUACAGCAAGUACAGAACUGUGAUUUUUUUGCAUAUGGAAAUGGAGUAGGGAGAAGAGCCAAGGGAAGAAGCUGCACUGAGGCCCUAGGGAACAUCAGGAUAUCCAGCCCAGCUUUAAACCCAGCUGACUGCUGAGGUCAAACAGCCCUUCUGUUCUGACAGCCUGAAACUCUGAACAUCCCACAUUUAUCUCCUUGUACAACCUAAGCACAGCUUCAUAGUCCCUAUGUCUUUUGGGGAAAAACCUGGACUUGGGAGCAUUUUUUGGGCUAUGCUUUCAACAAACGCUGAACCUGGCAGCAAGAACAGGAAGGCUGAAGGCCUGUAUUAUGUAGCCAAGAUUAGGUGAUCUAAGAGAUUAAUCCAUGAGCCAUCAAUUACUUCACACUUCUGGUCCAUUUCUACCCUCUCCCAAAAAAAUAAAAAAUAAAAGGACACUACUUUGGUUUAGAAGUACUGGAAACCUUAAUUGAAAUAUGGAUUGUUAUGGUCAAAGAGUAAGACAGAUGUCAUGGAAAAACGAUUUCAGCAUUUUAGAAACGCAAUGGAUGUUGAUUAGAGCUCUAAGAACGUGCUACAGCACACAGUUUGUAGGGUUUGGGGAUGACAUUAAAUGAAAUGGCAGGGCUGAGGUCCAGGUCUGAGCUGGAAACGCCAGGUGGAGGGUGGAAGUUGAACCUCUGCAGGAGACUGGUGAAGAACAGGAAGAGCUCCAUUUUGGCAAGAGUCUCCCCAGCACAGAUCCUCCGCCCUGGAACAAAAGGCAAAAGGACCACAAGACAAUCAGUGAGAGCUGCUUCUUCAGUACUGGAAGAAAAAAAAAACCCUUUUAUCAGCUCUUGACCUGAAAAAGGUCAGGGGGAAUCCAGAAUAUCUGAAUGUUAUACUUAGGUAUGAAUAAAGAACACAAUAGAUUUUAAAACUCUUGGAUACAAGUUAACAGAGAGAGAGGAGUUUUGAUCUUCAAAGGUAUCAUACCAAAGCCAGGUGAUGGUUUUUUAUUUUCCUUUGUCUAAAUGCUUGCAUUUGGAGAGAAAUGUAUGGAAAUGUACUUUGAAUUCCUUAACUCCAGUUUUCAAUAAAAUCUGAAUUUUUACUUCA
Vidua chalybeata is the source of this 3848-nucleotide messenger RNA. RefSeq names its product centromere protein Q (gene CENPQ). Bases 269 to 1120 code for a protein of 283 amino acids. The record is from RefSeq and is a predicted model, not a curated record. The transcript has 9 exons. Lineage: Eukaryota; Metazoa; Chordata; Aves; Passeriformes; Viduidae.